This is a messenger RNA of Esox lucius (northern pike), 5698 nucleotides long. It is a transcript of the gene fmnl1b, whose product is annotated as formin-like 1b. Gene Ontology annotation, biological process: cortical actin cytoskeleton organization; regulation of cell shape; cell migration. The record is from RefSeq and is a predicted model, not a curated record. Bases 731 to 4018 code for a protein of 1095 amino acids. Gene Ontology annotation, molecular function: small GTPase binding; actin filament binding. Gene Ontology annotation, cellular component: cytosol. NCBI's taxonomy places the organism in Eukaryota, Metazoa, Chordata, Actinopteri, Esociformes, Esocidae. The transcript is spliced from 25 exons.
UGUCCCUGUUUAGAAUUAUACAUUUGUUGGCAGUGGACAUGUGCCUGCUCGUCUGCUCCGAUAUGGCACCCGGGAGACUGGUUAGACAGAGCAUCGUGUGUGGACACCAUUCAAAAGGAAGAGGCCCUCACUUAUCCUCAAGACACCUCUUGGCCAGCUACUACUGCAACUGAACUAGGCCACUUUCUGCACAGGACUUUUUUUUUUUGUAACCCACCUUCACAGGACGACUCCUGGAACUGUCCCUCCUUCUACCUCCUCUUCACGCCCUACCGUGCCUUCAGGUUCCGAAGGCCAUUGCUCUGGCUGAAGAGGUGGAGUGGUGACACUGGAGAAGAUGGCACUUUAGGCCGCGUCUGCUCACUUGGGGGUCAUGGAUGAUAUCAAAGUUCACAAGACAAUGCCACCUAGAGCCUCACCAUUGAACGAGUAGUGGCGGGAUACGAUUGGUUUGUUGCAACAUUUAUGUCCCAGUGCUGUCUCUCUACAGUGGAAGUCUCCUACUGGUGUUUCUGUUGCUCGCUGUGGAGCACCUGGGCCUGAGCACCUGGGACUGAGCACCUGGGCCUGAGCACCUGGGACUGAGCACCUGGGCCUGAGCACCUGGGACUGAGCACCUGGGCCUGAGCACCUGGGACUGAGCACCUGGGCCUGAGCACCUGGGCCUGAGCACCUGGGACUGAGCACCUGGGACUGAGCACCUGGGACUGAGCACCUGAGACAGUCAGUCAUGGGCAAUGCAGCUGGGAGCAUGACAUUGCCUCUGGGGAAGGAGGGGAAGGAGGGGAAGGAGGUGAAGGAGGGGAAGGAGGUGUCGCUCCCCCCGUACUCUGGGACCCCCCAGAGACAGGCGGCGGGGCCCAAGCACCCCGUGCCUGCCAAGGAGGAGUUAGAGGAGCGCUUUAGUGCAGUACUGAACUCCAUGAAUCUGCCUCCAGACAAGAUGAAGGUCCUCUGUCAAUAUGACAAUGAGAAGAAGUGGGAGCUGGUGUGUGAUCAGGAGCGAUUUCAGGUGAAGAAUCCACCCUCUGCUUACUUGCUGAAGCUCAAGAGUUAUCUUGACCAGGGGGGUGUCAGUCGUAAGUUCAAGAGACGUGUCCAGGAGUCCACACAGGUUUUGAGAGAGCUGGAGAUUUCCCUGAGGACCAACCAUAUUGGCUGGGCCCAGGAGUUUCUAAACGAGGAGAAUUGUGGUCUGGAUGUCCUGGUUGACUACCUGUCCUUUGCCCAGUGUGCUGUCACCUAUGACAUGGACAGUUUGGACAACGGGACAGCGCUGGACAAGUCAGUGGAGGACUUGACGAGGAGCGUGAGCAACUCUCCAACCCACGGUGCCACAAGGGCCACGCGAGCCCUGACCCCGAGAUUCAACUCUCUCCACAACAGGAAAGCUCUGAGGAACUCGCGCCUCGUCGGUCAGAAAGAUGACGUUCACCUCUGCAUCAUGUGCCUACGUGCCAUCAUGAACUACCAGUCUGGGUUCAACCUGGUGAUGGCCCACCCCUGCUGUGUGAACGAGAUCACCCUCAGCCUCAACAACAGAAGUCCCAGGACCAAGGCCCUGGUUCUGGAGCUGUUGGCCGCCGUGUGUCUAGUCAGGGGGGGUCAUGACAUCAUCCUCUCUGCCUUCGACAACUUCAAAGAGGUGUGUGGAGAGAAGAGCCGCUUCGAGAAACUCAUGGAGUACUUCUGCAAUGAAGAUAGCAACAUUGACUUUAUGGUGGCGUGCAUGCAGUUCAUUAACAUUGUGGUGCACUCAGUGGAGAACAUGAACUUCAGGGUCCACCUGCAGUACGAGUUUACCCACCAUGGUCUGGAUGACUACCUGGAGAGGUUAAAGUUCACAGAGAGUGACAGACUUCAGGUGCAGAUCCAGGCCUACCUGGACAACUUGUUCGAUGUGGGGGCUCUGCUGGAGGACGCAGAGACUAAGAAUGCCCUGCUGGAACACAUGGAAGAGCUGCAGGAGCACAACACACAGAUAAGCAUCAGGCUGGAGGAGAGUGAGAGGGAGGCAUUGGAGAAAGUGUCAGAGCUGGAGAAACUGCUCAUCCAGACCACCAAAGAGGCAGAACUCUUAAAGGAGAGUCUGCGCGAGUCCUGUGCCCAGGUGACCGUUCUGCAACAGCGGGAGAUAGAGGGACGAAUGGAACGAGAGAGAGAAAAAGAGAGGGAUAGAAAUCGUUCAGCCCAGGCUCUGGCGGAGCUGGAGGAGAAAAUUCAGGCGCUCGUGGACCGCGGCCUCAUUCGAAUGGAGCGCACGUCCUCCGGACACCUGGAUCUCCAUGCGGUCCCUGGCAUCCCUGCUGUUUCCAUCCCUGCAGAACACGAACAAAUCACGACCGUCGACGGGCCCGUGGCGACACCCACGUCUGAAGCGCCGCCCCCUCCCCCAUUACCCGGUGCAGGAGAAACUACCGCACAAGCUCCUCUCCUUCCCUGUGCCCUUAUCCCUCCUCCACCUCCUCCUCCUCUUCCACCUACAGCCCGUCCAGGCUCAGUUGGUCCACCUCCUCCACCCCCGCCCCCACCUCCUCUGGGCCCAGCAACACCACUAGUCUGCGGAGGUGUGACCAAUGGAUCCACUGGUAGCAGAAACAAGAUGCCCAUUCAGACUAAGCACCGUUUGCCUUUACUCAACUGGCAGGCCCUCAAACCCCACCAGGUGGCUGGGACAGUCUUCAGUGAGCUGGAUGAUGAGCACGUGCUGGGGGAGCUGAACAUGGAUGCCUUUGAGGAGCAGUUUAAGACCAAAGCCCAGACAGCCCCGGUAGACGUGGGGACCCUGAGAGCUAAAGUAUCAAGGAAGACCUCAAGCAAAGUGUCCCUACUGGAGCCCAACAGGGCCAAGAAUCUAGCCAUUACCCUUCGAAAGGGAGGCAUGACAGCGUCAGAUAUCUGCAAUGCUAUAGAGACGUAUAACCAGGAAGCGCUGAGCCUGGACUUCCUGGAGCUGCUGGAGCGUUUCAUUCCGUCAGAGUAUGAAGUCAAGCUCAUCCAGAACUACGAGAGAGACGGGAGGCCCCUGGACGAGCUCCCAGAAGAGGACCGUUUCAUGGUGCGCUUUAGCAAGAUCCCACGACUGGCCAUGCGGAUUAGUACGCUCACCUUCAUGGGCAACUUCCCGGAGAGCAUCCAGCUCAUCCAGCCGCAACUCAAUGCGAUCAUCACCGCAUCAAUGUCAAUCAAGUCCUCGGGCAAGCUGAAGAAGAUACUUGAGAUCAUCUUAGCCUUUGGAAACUACAUGAACAGCAGCAAGAGAGGGGCAGUCUAUGGGUUCCGCCUGCAGAGUCUCGACUUGCUGUUAGACACCAAGUCCACAGACCGGAACCAGACCCUACUGCACUUCAUAGUGAACACCAUCCAGGAAAAAUACCCCGACCUCCAGGCCUUCUACCACGAGCUGCACUUCAUGGAAAAGGCUGCUCUGGUGUCCCUGGACAGCGUUCUUCAGGACGUGCAUGCACUGGAGAGGGGCAUGGAGCUGACACAGAAGGAGUUUGCCUUACAAGAAGACAGACCAGUGCUGCAGGAGUUCCUCGCCAGGAACAAGGAGCUGCUUGACUCAGUGAUAAAAGAUGGGAAGACUGCCCAGAACGUGUAUGAGGCAGUGGUGGAAUACUUUGGAGAGAACCCUAAAACCACAACUCCAUCCAUGUUCUUCCCUGUCUUCGUGAGGUUCAUCAAGGCCUAUAAGCAAGCAGAGCAGGAGAAUGAGCAGAGGAAAAAGGAGGUUUUGGUCCGCAAAGGGAGGACUGGGCCAACGCUAAGCCCACCUGACCCUAAUAUGGGGCAGAAGCAGAUGACCGCGAUGCCCAAGAUGCCCCAGAUGGACCUGAUAGCGGAGCUGAAGAAGCGCCAGGUGACCCCUUUGGUCCGAGAGGGUAAAGACGGAGCCAUCGAGGACAUCAUUACAGACCUGAGAAACCAGCCGUACAGACGGACAGACGGAUCCAGGGUCAGCGCCAAGUGGAAACCUGGACAGAAGCUCCAAGUCUCCUCUGAUAUCUCCCUGUAAAAAGCUGCACGUACACACACACACACACACACACACACACACGGAUGUGCACACACCAUUCACAGCACCAGUCUCAUUUUAUUUCAUGGAUAUUCAGUGCACAUCCACUUGAAUCACUCCCCUGGGCUAAACCACAUGCAUGACAGGCGACUGGAUCAUCCCGUGAUUCUGCUCAUAGCAACACUGGGUGAUGAGUGCCUGCUCCCUGGGAACAGCUUUAGGCCUUAUCGCACAGGAUGGUGCAGUUUCCUAAUGCCUCCCUGAGCCACAACCGAUGCGUACAGUAAAUCCAGUUCUCUGUGAAGCACGUCCUGUUUCUGCACACUGCUAAUGGACUGUGGGCAUCGCACAUACUCUCCAAGACUUUUGGGGUUGAGCAUUGGGUCUGUAAACACAAUGAUCGUUCAAAGCUAGACAGGAUUCCACAUUUGUUUUUCAUAAUGAAUGGCUUGUUCUUACUUGUGGUACUCAAACAGCUGCAACCUGUCUAACCCAGUAACUGCUGAGAUGUAAAGGCAGUCUGUCUGUCUUUCUCUCCAACAACUAGGAGGAUAACAAGAGCUCAGGACAGAGCUUAGAGCAAAUGUAUAAUAUAUUUAAAUUAUUUUUAAUAUGGAGGUGUGUCAGUAAUCCUUCGUUUCACUAUUUUGAGUUUGAACUAAUACAUAUUUCGUACUGUGAUUGCUACUCUACGAGGUGAUAAAUCAUGAAACAUGAAAUUGUUUUGUUGUUUUCUUUCUUUUCAGACACAGACUGAAAAGGAAUCCUUUCUUGUAUAAGAUGUUCACUUUUAUUGUCACAAAAACACAACAGGAACGUACAAAAGCAGCAGUCUUUGUUAGGUACCAUAGUUGAUUUUCUCACAAAAAGCAGCAACAGUUCUUUGAACAUGUACCAUUGGCAUUUGCCCUGUUAGGCGCUUCAUAUUUAUUCUGUUACUGUAUCACUCUCUUCUUCAUUACUCACUAUCAACACAUCUGACACAGCAAGCGUCACUCGUAGAAUAAAAGAACAGUGGUUGCUCUACAAUAUGUUCAUGUCUUUUUCUUUACAUUAACUUUGACAAGUAAAAGGGCUCCUACUGGCCCUGUUUCACAUGAUACAAAACCUAUUGUCCUGUACAGUGUUUAAUCUGAUAUACUCUCACAGUUAUACAGACAGUAGUUAUUGAACGAAAUAACAGGACUUUUCGUUAACCCAGCGUGCAAAUUCCGGGAAUGUACAGUGUUGUGCAUGCUUUUAGGAUUACAUGUCUCUCUAAAAAAAGAAAUUCACAUACAAAUCCAUAGAACAUUUUCAGUCUAUAUACAUGAUUUCUAACAUCCACAGACAACUUUAAACAACCACACAUUCAUCAAGAGAUCAUACCCUAUAUACUGGAUUGUUUACUUGUGACAGUAGUGAGUACUUGUAAAGAGGGAUGAGAAAAUGUGCUCUGGGUCUCUCACACACACACACACACACUCUUUCUCUCUAUUCCUUUCUUUUUGCCAACACUAUCCAAGCCGGGGAGACUGUAGUGUUACUUGUAGUUCAAAAUUCUUCAUCAAUGAUUUCUGUUGGGAGUGUUUGUUGCUUCCCUCACGUCUUGGCUAACCAUAUUCAAUCUGUCUGACACCAACAAUUUCUUUAAUGGUCUAAGUAGGUAUUAACAAACCAAAAGAAUCGCAAUAGAAAAGA